Molecule: messenger RNA, 1661 nt
Organism: Pundamilia nyererei
Lineage: Eukaryota; Metazoa; Chordata; Actinopteri; Cichliformes; Cichlidae
Gene: chrnd
Product: cholinergic receptor, nicotinic, delta (muscle)
Exons: 11
Coding region: 118-1485 (455 amino acids)
Biological process (GO): monoatomic ion transmembrane transport
Cellular component (GO): membrane
Molecular function (GO): transmembrane signaling receptor activity; extracellular ligand-gated monoatomic ion channel activity
Source: RefSeq, a predicted model, not a curated record
UGUGCUUUCUAUUUUCUGCUCGGUGUGUCUGCAGCUGUUGUUUGUCACUCUGCCUCUUGGGUUCUGGCAGGAGGUCGGUGGGUGAAAGGGCUCUGGACCUCUCACUUCCACUCAGCCAUGGAGCUUCAGCGUGCAGCACUGGCCACUCUGUUCCUGCUCACACUGCUGUCGUCGGAGUGCAAUGGCAGGAACGAAGAGGAGCGUGUUAUUGAAUACGUGUUCAAAGAGAUGGGAUACAACAAGGAGCUGCGCCCCGUCGAGAAGCAGCAGGAUGUUGUCGAUGUUAACCUCCUGAAAGUCUGCACUGAUGUAAAACCCACUGUGGUGGAUAAUGAUGCCCAGUUUGAAGUGGCCUACUACAGUAAUGUACUGGUGUAUGAAAAUGGUUUCUGCUACUGGUUGCCACCGGCCAUCUUCCGCUCCUCCUGCUCCAUCAACGUCAGAUACUUCCCCUUCGACUGGCAGAACUGCACGCUCAAGUUCACCUCUCUCACCUACAACGCCAAAGAGAUCCGGAUGCUCCUGAAAGAAGAAUACGCCGGAGAAGUCGCCAACUAUACAGUAGAGUGGGUCGUUAUUGACCCUGCUAGCUUUACAGAAAACGGCGAGUGGGAGAUCGUCCACCGGCCAGCCAAGAGAAACAUCUACAAGCACAUCCCCAUGGACAGCAACAAGCACCAGGACAUCACCUUCUACCUGAUCAUCAAACGCAAACCUCUGUUCUACAUUGUCAACAUCAUCAUUCCCUGUGUGCUCAUCUCCUUCCUGGCCUGCCUCGUCUACUACCUGCCCGCUGACAGUCAGUGCACGUUUAAAGAUUCCCAGUCUAUCAAAGUUAAAGUUAAACUGUCUCUCAGGUAUUUGAUGUUCAUCAUGGUGCUGGUUACUGUGGUCGUUUUAAACUGUGUGGUCGUCCUCAACCUGCACUUCAGGACGCCGAGCACGCACGUCAUGACUGAGUGGACCAAGAGGUUUUUCCUCGAACGGUUGCCUCGGCUCUUGCUCAUGUCCCACCCUGCGGAGGCAGAGCCAGCGUGGGAUGGAGCGUUGCCGCGACGAUCGAGUUCAGUGGGUUACAUCGCCAAAGCGGACGAGUACUACACCGUCAAGUCUCGCAGCGAGCUGAUGUUUGAGAAACAAUCGGAGAGACACGGCUUCACCACUCGAGUCACCCAUGCUGCAUUGGUGAAACCCCAGGAUGAUGGAGGUGUGACGGAUCAGCUGUACUCUGAAAUGAAGCCAGCUGUGGACGGAGCGAACUACAUCAUCAAACACAUGCGCAACAAGAACGAAUACAACGAGGAGAAAGAUAACUGGAGCGGCAUCGCUCGCACCGUCGACCGUCUCUGCCUCUUCCUGAUCACUCCUGUGAUGAUCUUUGGCACCAUCAUCAUCUUCCUGAUGGGAGCCUGCAACAGUCCUCCACGUCUGCCCUUUGAAGGAGACCCGCAUGACUACAUGGAGAACCAUGCACGUCUGCUGUAGCACAUGAACAAAAGCACCCAACACAGCAGAGAGCGCUGUUACUGUGUUCAUAUCCUGAGGUUUGUUACUCUGUAUGACAAAAUAUUGUAGCUGUGUGUUUUCUUGUGUUGAAUGAAUAAGUCUGUAUUUGAUUUAAUCCAGGGUUUGUGGUUUGAAUAAAGAUUUAUAAUCAGAAA